Messenger RNA from Linum tenue, 219 nucleotides. Lineage: Eukaryota; Viridiplantae; Streptophyta; Magnoliopsida; Malpighiales; Linaceae. The record is from the annotation of a GenBank genome assembly.
CUGGAGAACGAGAUCGCAGAAGGGUUCUUGGCCGUGGUUGACGAGAUCGUGAAGGCACACAACGGGCUGGGACUGUCGGAUUUGUAUCCUUCUUUGAAGUUCAUCCCUGUGGUUACUGGGUUUCUACCGAAGCUGAAGUCGCUGCAUGGAGCGGCGGAUUCCAUUUUGGGAGGAAUCCUCGAGCAGCAUCGAGCCAAGCGAGAAGAGAAGAUUCGAUGA